This is a messenger RNA of Vicia villosa (hairy vetch), 1029 nucleotides long. RefSeq lists its product as uncharacterized. NCBI's taxonomy places the organism in Eukaryota, Viridiplantae, Streptophyta, Magnoliopsida, Fabales, Fabaceae. The transcript has a single exon. The record is from RefSeq and is a predicted model, not a curated record. Bases 1 to 1029 code for a protein of 342 amino acids.
AUGAAAAAAUUCUUGCUCGAGCGAGGCCUCGGGCCACGCUCAGACUUUGCCAAAGUCGUCGAGAUCAAAACACCGGCCACUCUGGACGAAUUCUUCCUCAAAGCCCAAACAUAUAUACAAUAUGAGGAAAAGGAAGCUGCUCAUGCAGUCCGUAACUCCAGGCAGGAAGAAAGUAGUAAAAAUGGCCGGCAAGACAAUUCCCGUCGAGGAAUAGACAAAAAGAAAGACGACAAGGGCCGAGAUCCCAAGGACUACAAAGCCCUAGCCGAGAAGUUCCGAGUGUACACCCCGCUCAAUGCUUCGAGGGAAUGCAUCCUAAACGAAUGCGCGAACGCCGAAUUUCAGACGGGCAAGGUCCGCUUCCCUAAGACCAUGCCGGCGCGACCAAACGUGGAUAAAUCGAAGUUCUGCCGAUUCCACAAGGGCCACGUGCAUAACACUGAGGACUGUAUCCACCUGAAGGACGCCAUAGAGAUAUUAAUCCGGGAGGGGCACCUGAAGCAAUACACGAAGAAGCAAGAGGCUUCCAAAGAAGCCAAACCGAUCACCGAGGAAAAGCCGAUGGAGGAUACGCCCGCCAUGCAAGUAGCCAUGAGCGUCACUAGGCCAGAAGACUUUUACCUCCCUGAUUGGGCCAGAGCGUCAACCGCCCCCUCUCCUCACAACUCAUGGGAAAUGUUCCCCUCUGCCAUGGUCAUAUCUGACGGGGGAUUCAGCAAACUCACCGUCGGAUCUGUGAAACAAAAAUUCGACGAGCUACUCUCAGCCAGCUCGACCAAAGCCGCUGCUCUCGACCACGCCAAAGGCAGCCCAUCCUCUAUAAAUUUAUACAAAGAAGAACUUCCCGGCGGAGCGCCCAACGCGACCAUCCCCCUCCUCAUCUGGGCUCGGAUGGCCAACUUUGACGUGCGACGCAUACUAGUCGAUCAAGGGAGCUCGGUGGACAUCAUGUACUCCCAACUGUUCAAAAUACUGCAGCUCGACGACAGCCACCUUACCCCCUAUGUAGGAUCAGACCUACAAGGUUAG